This is a messenger RNA of Strongyloides ratti, 1335 nucleotides long. Its product is annotated as Solute carrier family 35 member F5. The transcript is spliced from 3 exons. Gene Ontology annotation, biological process: regulation of peptide transport. The record is from RefSeq and is a predicted model, not a curated record. NCBI's taxonomy places the organism in Eukaryota, Metazoa, Nematoda, Chromadorea, Rhabditida, Strongyloididae. The coding region runs from base 1 to 1335 and encodes 444 amino acids.
AUGCCAAAUAAUAAUGAAACAUCACCUAUAAUAAAGAAUACCUAUAAAUCAGGAAUUUUCCUUUUAAUUAUUGUUAAUCUACUAUGGGUUGUAUCUGCUGAAAUUACAAGGUAUAUCUUUGUUGAUUUAAAUUUACGGAGACCUCUCUUAAUAACAUAUGUAAAAUGUUGUAUGUUUAGUAUGUAUUUAUUGAAAUUUAUUUUUGGAAGAAAUAGUACAAAAGAUUUACCUUAUGGUAAUUUAGAAGAAAUUGAGGAGGAGUCAUCUGAAUUUGAAAUUGAAGGUUUAUCUGGACCUGAAUUUGAACCGGUUAUUGAUGUUAUAGAGAGUGGUAAUGAUUCAGAUACAGUUAAUAGUAAUAAUAAUACAAAUGGUCAUAGAAGAAGGUCAGUUAGAUUUUCUGGUGUUCGAGAGAUAAGGAGGAUGCCUGAUUCCUCUGCUGAACAUGCUCGUGAAGCCAGAAGAUCUUAUCACCCUCCUAAUUUUAAUUGCACAAUAUCUCCUAUGUUAAAAUAUUCUCUCUAUUUUUGUCCUUUAUGGUUUUUUUCAUCGACUACAUAUCAAGCUUCACUUAUGUUUUCAUCAGUUGCAUCUGUCAAUUUAAUAUCGGCUUCAUCAUCAUUGUUUGUUUUAAUGUUUACUGCUGUUUGUCCAAGAAGGUUACAUGAUAAAUUUACAAUAACAAAACUUUGUCUAGUCUUAUUAAAUAUGUUUGGAGUUGCUUUGGUAUCUCAAUUUUCUGAAUCACUUUAUGGAUCAGCACUAGCUUUAAUUUCAGCAUUUUCUUAUGCUAUUUAUUUAGCCGGUUUUUCAAUGUUUAUUCAUAAGUAUGGUAAUAUUGAUAUAAAUAUUUUAUUCGGUUUUAUUGGUCUUUUUUCAUUAUUUUUUUGUACACCAUUAAUAAUUUUGGUGCAUUUAUAUGGAAUUGAAUCUCAAUUACCAUUACCAACAUUAUAUGAAUUUGGAAUAGUUAUGUUAAAUGGAUUUGUUGGAUCAGUUUUAGCUGAUUGGUUAUGUUUAUAUGCAACAAUGUUGACGACAUCUCUGAUAUCAUCAAUCUCAAUGUCAUUAUCAAUACCUAUGGCAAUGAUGGCUGAUAUCAUUUGCCGUGGAAAAGUACCAUCAUUUAUAGAAUUAGUUGCUUCAAUACCAAUAUUAAUAUCAUUUAUUGGUUCUGCAAUAGUUAAUCAAGAUAACAAUAGUAGCAAUAAUGGUCAUAAUAAUAGAAAUGGAAUCAUUGGUGGUGGAAGGUUAAAUCGCCAUCGUCGUGGAAGGAGAGUUCGGAACAAUGAAGAUGAAGCAUUACUUGAUGGAGACGAUGAUCAAGAAUAUUAA